Acanthochromis polyacanthus (spiny chromis) is the source of this 808-nucleotide messenger RNA. RefSeq names its product coiled-coil domain containing 12 (gene ccdc12). The transcript is spliced from 7 exons. Gene Ontology annotation, cellular component: post-mRNA release spliceosomal complex; U2-type spliceosomal complex. Bases 63 to 554 code for a protein of 163 amino acids. The record is from RefSeq and is a predicted model, not a curated record. Lineage: Eukaryota; Metazoa; Chordata; Actinopteri; Pomacentridae.
GAUUCAGGAGUCAGGACCGUGAAUGGAUAGCAGAGAGCAUUGAGCGGCGUGUGGAGGUAAACAUGGAGAAGAGUGUGGGCUCACUUCAGGAGCAGGCUCUGAAGAGGAAAGAGAGGCUAAAAGCGCUCAGAGAUAAACAGCUGCAUGGGAGAGAUCAGGAAGAUGGGGAGCCAGAGAACAAAAAAGCCACACUGGAGGAGCCCCCUGAAGAGAAGCACAGAGAGCUGAAACUGAGGAAUUAUACACCAGAAGAUGAAGAGCUGAAGGGGAGGCAGGUGCCCAAAGCCAAGCCUGCAUCAGUGGAAGAUAAAGUAAAAGACCAGUUAGAGGCAGCUAAUCCAGAGCCCAUCAUUGAAGAAGUGGAUCUGGCCAACCUCGCUCCAAGAAAACCAGACUGGGAUCUAAAGCGUGAUGUGGCAAAGAAGCUGGAGAAGCUGGAGAGGAGAACACAGAGAGCCAUCGCUGAGCUCAUCCGGGAUCGUCUGCGAGGCAGCGAGGAGGAGUUGGCCGGAGCAGUGGGAGCAGUCGGAGGGGAGGAGGGAGACUCGGACUGAAUCCAAGAUUAACAGGAAAAAAAAUAAAGGAGACAACAGCAGCCUUGGUUUACUGGGACUGUACAUCACAUCUGUGCUGUUGUACAGAGGCGGCUGUAGUCGUGUUUCUUGUCAGCUCUUUUAUCAUUGUGUUAUUACAUGUGCAUAUGUAGUAAUACAUUCUGUAUAUGUGGAUAUUGAGGUGCAUUGUUUAUGCAAUAUUUUGUUGUAUUUUUGAUAUCAAGUAAAAUAUUGUGAAUUUUUAGAAUGCCUGA